AUGGCUUUCAAAUUUGGCAGAUAUUUUCUCUCAAAUGUUGUAUUUUAUAAGAGUUCUCUGAGUUUUGCAUUUGUUAAUAGAAAACCUGUUGUACCAGGUCAUAUUCUUGUUACUUCAUAUCGAAUUGUGUCUCGUUUUCAUGAACUGUCAUCUGAAGAAGUGUCUGAUUUAUUUAAUUGUGUUCAUUGUAUUGCCCCUUUAUUACAGCAGCAAUAUAAUGCUACUAGUCUGACUAUUGCUAUUCAGGAUGGUAAAGAUGCUGGACAGACUGUAGAACAUGUACAUGUACAUGUACUUCCAAGAAAACCUGGAGACUUUCAACGCAAUGAUGAAAUUUAUGAAAAACUUGAGACACAUGAUAAAGUUGAAGAUAAGUUUCGAACUGAAGAGGAAAUGGCUAAAGAAGCAAGUUUAUUAGAAAAACUAUUUAUUAACAAGACAGAAUAG
This is a messenger RNA of Gigantopelta aegis, 447 nucleotides long. RefSeq names its product bis(5'-adenosyl)-triphosphatase-like. Gene Ontology annotation, biological process: intrinsic apoptotic signaling pathway by p53 class mediator; negative regulation of proteasomal ubiquitin-dependent protein catabolic process; diadenosine triphosphate catabolic process. The record is from RefSeq and is a predicted model, not a curated record. Gene Ontology annotation, cellular component: cytoplasm; plasma membrane; nucleus. Gene Ontology annotation, molecular function: ubiquitin protein ligase binding; bis(5'-adenosyl)-triphosphatase activity. Lineage: Eukaryota; Metazoa; Mollusca; Gastropoda; Neomphalida; Peltospiridae.